CUUAGCUACGUCCAAGACCCGAUGCAUCAACUCGACCACAUUUGCCCAUCCCUCCUCAUCAAAGGCGACAAUCGGCAACCGGUUCGUCGUGAGGGCCGAUUUGAGUCACCAUCUCGGCCGGUACAAUCGCCUCAGCGCCAGGCCUAGCGCGCAUCUGUCGGGCUAUUUUACGCGCCAACCACACACCACACGCCCCACACCACACAUCACACGCCAACCGCAUUUCCGUUGGCCAAUCAUCCACUCCUACCGGCCAAGUCAUCACUCCGACCACUUGUUUCGCGCCUGCCAACCUGUCUCCUCUCCCCAAGACCCACUUCUAUUGCCACCCGGCCAACAAAUAAACACAAACACAUCUCUAAUUAAGAAUGGGCGCUUUUUCGAUAUCAAGCCUCGGUUUCCCAAUCAAGCACACAUUUCCAAUCGGGCCAAUUCAAAUGAGUCCCCGACCCCGUCGACCCCAAUGCCUUGGCCUGACUACCUCGACGGUAACCCAACAGUGACAUGUACGCCCGGUCUACCAGAAAGCGCCGCAGGAGGUGAACUAGGCAGGCUUGCAAAACCACACGCAUCGACAUUGUGUUUGUUGAAGCACGUCCCCGUUAAAUCAACCGAAAAGAGAAGUGACCAAAGCAGAGUUGAUAAAAAUGGAAGCAGAGUGCGGGUCAAAAAGAUUGAGGGUGCGUGGAAAAAGAGAAGCAGAUUAAACCGCUAG
Molecule: messenger RNA, 715 nt
Organism: Protopolystoma xenopodis
Lineage: Eukaryota; Metazoa; Platyhelminthes; Monogenea; Polystomatidea; Polystomatidae
Source: the annotation of a GenBank genome assembly